CCGUCGCGGAAGUGUGGCAUGGAAGUUGUCCAUGGCAUGGCGUCCCUUGGGCGAAAGCCUGACGUGGAUUUAGCUUCAGGUGGAAGGCCAUGCCUUCCAGCGAUCAGGAAUUGCAACUCCGCGCCGCGUUGAGUCAAGCGCUGAGAGACGUGGAGCGAUGUCAAGAGGCAGUGCGGAGCGCCAAACAGGCCUUGCAGGCAGCUGUUCAGCGAAAGGAACAGCUGGAGACUGAGCUGGAGGACCUUGAGGCGGGCUCAGUUUCCAGCGAGGAUUGGGAAACCAAGCAGCCCUGGAGUGAGAAACUUCGGAAGGCGUGCGAGGAGAUCUUUGGCGUCACUUCUUUCAGAACGAAUCAGGAGGAGGCCAUGAACGCCCUGCUGUCGAAGCGCGACGUGUUCUUGGUGGCGCCCACUGGAGCAGGGAAGUCCUUGUGCUUCCAAGCGCCUGCCUUGGUCACCGGCAACCUGACCUUGGUCGUAAGCCCCUUGUUGUCCCUGAUGCAGGAUCAGGUGAUGUCCUUGCGUGCCGUUGGAGUUGGUGCAGCCAUGCUGUCCAACAGCGACUCACGUGAGGAACAGACGCGGAUCCGCAAAGCCAUGAGUAAGCUGGCCACUGCAAGCAAUGGCACCGAAGCAGAGGAGUUGCGGGUGCUCUAUCUGACGCCCGAGAGGCUUGCGAAGAGCAAGCUCGUAAUGAACCUCUUGGAGAAGAUCUACUCUGCAGGGCGAAUGGCUUUGAUCGCCAUCGAUGAGGCUCACUGCAUCUCCCAAUGGGGACAUGACUUUCGACCAGACUAUGAGAAGCUGGCAGCACUGCGGAUUCAGUUUCCAAAGACGCCCAUCCUUGCCCUCACCGCAACAGCAACUCGCAGCGUGGCAGCGGAUGUGCAGAAAUGUCUCAACCUCACCUCCGUGGUGGAGCUGCGGGCGGCAACCAAUCGCUCCAACCUGUUCUAUGCUGUGCGACAUCGUCCCAAGGACGCUUCAGAGGUGCUUGCGAUGGUGUUGAAGACCAUCAAACUCUUCCCUGUGGGAACACCUGGCCUGGUCUACUGCAUCACCAGGAAGGAAGCCGAGUGCCUCCGCGAAGGCUUGUCGCAGCACGUGCCCUGUGCCUUCUACCACGGCGAUUUGACGGCUGAAGCGCGACAAAAGGUGCAUUCCAGUUGGGUCGAAGGAAACAUCCACGUGGUGGUGGCCACCGUGGCAUUUGGCAUGGGGAUCAACAAGGCAGACGUGCGCUUCGUGAUCCAUGCUGGCUUGCCGGCGUCCCUGCACCACUACUACCAGGAGUCAGGGCGCGCUGGCCGCGACGGCAAAGCGGCCUUGUGUUUGGUGCUGUACCGACCCGGUGAUGUUACCAGGCAUAGUGCCAUGAACUACUACAAACCCCAAUUCUUGCGAGAGAUCUAUGGUGUGGCCAUGUAUUGUCAACGUCGCGAGUGUCGCCGGCAGCAAAUCUCGCGGCACUUCGGCGAAGCGAUUCCCGAGUGUCGUGGUGGCUGCGAUGUUUGCGCUGAGGCUGCCCAAGCCACAACCGAGCCCAAGCCACCCAAGCGGCAGCGGCAAGAAAAGCGGGAAGUGCCGGCAGAAGCGUGGCGCGCUGCAUGUGAAGUGGCCGUGGCACAGCGAGGCAAGGAGGAACAGCUCACCCUGGUGAAGCUUGGAGAUCGCGUGCAAAAAACUUGCAAGUGGCGCGGGGAACCAGCCGGCGAAGAUGCCCUUUAUGUGGUCAUGUCCCUACUGGGAACUGGAUAUUUCCGCGAAGAAUUUCGUCACUCGCCCUACACGACCAACGCCUACUUGGUAGCUACACUUAGUGCAGAUGGCCUGUUAGAUGGGCAGAAGAUCGCGGCGGAAACGCUGGACCUUGGAAGUUACAACGCCUUGCUACAUAGUCCGGUUGAUCCCGGCAGAGCCGUGUCAGUGGCCGAGAAAUUUGCCGCACUGCGGCGGCCCACGGCAACGGACCCAGUGGAAGUGGAGCGACUGCGGUGCUUGCGACAGCUGCGGAGUGCGUUGGGAAGGCGCGCAGAAGUGCCCGGACAAUUCAUCUUGACGGAUGGGGACCUGGCGCAGCUGACGCGAAAACCCCCAGAGCUCAAGGAAGACUUGCCGCUGUCAGCGGCCAAGCGAAAACUCUAUGGCGAUGCCAUCAUCAGUUGCCUUGCCGAGCUGAAAAAUGACACGACUUUGGUCGCUGCAGUGUCCGACCUCAUCCGCUGGGUGACGCUCUUUGGCGUUGCCUGGCUACGCAUGGUAACCGGGUGGAUAUGGCCGACCAAAACGUCCCAGCUGGCUUCCACUCACGUUGAGUGGUUGUCCAUCAAGACUGGUGCGCUUAUGCAGGAUUCCAAGGCGUCACACCGAGAGUCUCACCGCGUCAUUCUCACCUCCUUCGAUCCAGGCGUGACGGCGGGAAUGACUCCUGGGUGUCACUGCUUGGAAUUUGAUUCGUGGUGGAAUGAGGGCAAACAGCGGCGCUUCGUCUACAUCAGGUACAGCAUCACCGAAGGAGCCUUCCAAAUGGCCAUCGGUGAGGACAGCAACCUCUACCAUGUGCCAGUGGCGUAUGGUGCCCGAACUGGCGAGGCCGUGACGGUUUGGGAUCUCCAUGUGGGAGCAGAGGUGGACAUCCUCGGCAGAAUGACCACGUUGCAGAGGUGCUCGCAAACCACUGCAGAGUGGAACAAAUACUGGGCGAAUCGCCUGACGCUGCUUCGAGAUCGCCUCGCUGAGGAGCUCAAGAAGUUCGGAUUCUCAGGGCCGAUGCUCCGCUAA
Cladocopium goreaui is the source of this 2780-nucleotide messenger RNA. NCBI's taxonomy places the organism in Eukaryota, Dinophyceae, Suessiales, Symbiodiniaceae. The record is from the annotation of a GenBank genome assembly.